AUGUCUCCAUUACUGAAUUCUCGUGCCAAAGGCGCUAUCUGGGGCGUCUGCGUAGCCGACGCACUCGGUGGCCCUAUACAAUUUCAACACGCAGGAACAUUCGAGCCGAUCACAACCUUAAGAUAUGUCGCGCCCUUCCAUCAACCAGCUGGGUCCUACUCCGACGACGGAUCUAUGACUCUAGCUUUGGCGUGCUCCUUCUCCAAAUCCGAGAUGCAAUACAACCAUACACUGUCAAUCCAAUACUUUGUCGAGUGGCUGACCAAUGGCAGUUUCAGCACCGUCAAUCACUCGUGGGAUGUAGGACGCUCCACUCGCACCUCCCUGAGGCAGUGGAUUAAGUAUGGCAUGCAGGAAGGAAAUUUUGAACUUGCCCAGACGAUGGUCACUGGGGCAUUGGAUUACGAGGAGUUCUCUGGGAAUGGGAGCUUGAUGAGGAUCGUUCCUAUUGGGGUCGUUUACUGGUACGAUUCUACAUUGGCUCGGAAAGUUGCCAGAAGACAUAGCCAGAUCACUCAUCCUUCACUCGCGUGUGUGGAAGCCUGUGAAGCGUAUACGGAGUUGGUUUACUUGCCACUGACUUUCCUUUCAGGCGAAACGAAGAAGCAGCUCUUCCACGCACUCUCUGUGUUCCCCUUUACUCACCCUGCUCUGAAGAUGCGCAUCUCACUGUACAGAUACAGAACAAUCAACGACUGGAAAAUCAAGGCGCCUAGUGAUAUGACUAGUAGUGGAUGGGUUGUUGAUACACUUGAAUGUGCCUUGUGGGCAUUCUUCAAGUAUGACACCUGGAAGGAUGGGGCGUUGGCAGUAGUCAAUCUGGGUGGUGACUCGGAUACUGCAGGGGCUGUUUAUGGAGGUCUCGCCGGCUCGUUCUAUGGAUUUGACACUAUUCCCGAUGAAUGGGUGGCCGGGAUGCAGAAUAAAGAGUUUAUUGGAAGUAUUGCUGAUACACUGUCUGAUGGGAUCGCUUGUGAUUCUUGA
Messenger RNA from Penicillium robsamsonii, 984 nucleotides. Its product is annotated as ADP-ribosylglycohydrolase family protein. The transcript is spliced from 3 exons. Lineage: Eukaryota; Fungi; Ascomycota; Eurotiomycetes; Eurotiales; Aspergillaceae. The record is from RefSeq and is a predicted model, not a curated record. Bases 1 to 984 code for a protein of 327 amino acids.